Molecule: messenger RNA, 627 nt
Organism: Eucalyptus grandis
Lineage: Eukaryota; Viridiplantae; Streptophyta; Magnoliopsida; Myrtales; Myrtaceae
Product: protein RADIALIS-like 3
Exons: 2
Coding region: 112-375 (87 amino acids)
Molecular function (GO): DNA-binding transcription factor activity
Source: RefSeq, a predicted model, not a curated record
AACGCUUAGCCUCUGAGUCUUCAACAAAUCAUACAGUCGUUCUUUUUUCUUCUGGGACUUUCAAUUCUUGCAUCUUUCUCAUCUCGUUUGGUUAUUAAGGAAGUAGUUGAAAUGGCAGCAUCAUGGACAAGAGAGCAAAACAAGAGGUUUGAGGAGGCACUGGCUUUGUACGACGAGAACACUCCGGAUAGGUGGCAAAGGGUGGCGAGAGCGGUCGGUGAUGGGAAGAGUGUGGAGGAGGUGAGGAGGCAUUAUGAGGUCCUUGUGAGGGACCUCGUGAGGAUUGAAUCUGGCCAAAUUCCCCUGCCCAACUAUAGAGGAUCCGACCAAAGUGAUGAAUCUAGUAGGCUCCUCAGGAAUAUGAGGCUCCACUGAAAGUGAAGGGUCACUCUUUUCAGAUCAGGAAGCCCUUUAUUAGCUAUAAAGAUGCUAAGUACGCGCCAAAUAUAUAUAGCAAUAACUGUUAAGUAUAGAAGCCUAAGAAAGGGGGGGAAAUAGGAAGAAGAGAAAAGGAGCGGUGAUAUCAUGCGCUAUAGGCAUGAAGACUCGUGGGUCUCGACCGUGUAAAAAACCACCUUCUUCUGCUCCCUUUUUAACUUGUAUGCGAGCUGAUAUGGUUUCCUUAAA